Colletotrichum costaricense is the source of this 687-nucleotide messenger RNA. RefSeq lists its product as uncharacterized. The record is from RefSeq and is a predicted model, not a curated record. Lineage: Eukaryota; Fungi; Ascomycota; Sordariomycetes; Glomerellales; Glomerellaceae. The transcript has a single exon. The coding region runs from base 1 to 687 and encodes 228 amino acids.
AUGAGAAUUGCGGCGCGAUGGGAUAAGCAGGUCGAACAUCACAGCUGCCCAGAGAAGUGGAUACCGUACGACACACUCGAUAUACACGAACAUGCUCACUACCAACAACGGAUACGACUCCGAAGCGGUCCUCUUUCACAUGUUUCUCAGCUACCUGCCCCUCUUUCUCAGACCUGUCUACUGGCGUUGGCGUUUUGGGUUACGUGGGUGCCAUUCGAUAGGAAUCUCGCGGUUGCGGAAGCUGAUGGGAGGGAGUUUGACAAGCUUUUCUGGUUUGCUGGAGUGGCACUUUUUACAGUCUACGAGUACUACGCACACCUCACUUUUUUCAUAGAAGACAUAUUGAUUGUUGUUGAGAAGCUAUUGCAGCACUGGCGCCUUUUCCCUUGCCGGACAAGACAAGAUACGUGGGGACUAAUGCAUCGGAAGCGCUGCCGCGUUGGAGCGAUGUGUAGUUCGGUGAGCAAACGGGCGAGAAGCGGGCGAGACAUGCUGUCGCCGGCCCACCGGCAGUGCCAAGUUCGCUGUCUCAAAGAGGUCCCCACCGGACCGGGACCGGGACAGGAGCCAUUCCUCACGUGUCUCGGCACACCGCCAGUCGUCAGGAGUGACCGAUCGCGAGCCGGAGUACUGGUGGCCCACGAUCACUCUGCCCUCCGUGGCACUGUUACGGACCUGCUGUGUUGA